UUCAUCUCUAUACAUCCCUUCUUCUUCCCAGGGAGAGGAAGAAUUGGUGUUGGUUUGUACUUUUACCUUUUGCUUCAUUAUCUCUUCUUCAACAAAGCACUAAAAACAUUCAAUUCAGAGUUUCAGAUUGCAGAGAGAGCUUAUAUAAUUCAGUGGUCAAUUUCAAGCAGAAGAAAAUGGGUGAUAACUCAGUGGAUUGGAUGAGCGUACUAAAAGCAGUAUCAGAUAAUGAGUUAUAUAUGAACAUACUCUUCGGGGACAUGAAAGACGAAACCCCUCAAGAAAUGGAAGGAGCCACUAUGAUAAACCAAGCUGCAAACCCUGAAGAAAUGGUACAAGAUCAGGAAACCAACCUAACCUUAGCUGCACCAUUACAAAACCUCCAAGUCCCAGAAUUUGGGCCUUCUUCGUCUUCAUCAAUAGUGUUCCAAGAAUCCACCACUACUGUCCAGAACAAGAUUAUCAAUGGAGGAUCCCUCUUGAACCCAUUAGGCUUCCCUUAUCAGCCAGCACUGGUGCAGCCACCGUCUUCAGCCACCGUGGAAUUAGAGAACGGUGGCCAGAGCUCAUCCUCACUAGGACUGCCUCAAAACACUCAUGGUGGUGAGAAGAAAUUGAUUGUUUAUAGGAAAAGGGGAAGGAAGAAAGAGGAAGAAGCUGGCGAGGCUGAUGAUGCUGAACAGAGGAAGGAAUUAACUAGGAUUAAGAACAGAAUCACUGCUGCAAGAUCUCGAGCUAAGAAACAGAUGGAAGAGGACAUGGAAACGAAGAAACAGGACAUGGCCGAGAAGGCUGCAUUGAAGAGGACCUCAAGUUCUGGAAUUUGACAUCCAAAAAUCACAAUGGACUCAUCUUGUUUAAUCACCAAGUUACAGGGUGAAUGCUGUUAAUUUCAAGACAUUCAGCUUAGACUUGUUAGUCAGGUCAAGACAUUAUAAUUAUAUUGUAUCAAAGUUUUAAUAAAAAAAUUCGUAGUUU
Molecule: messenger RNA, 978 nt
Organism: Rubroshorea leprosula
Lineage: Eukaryota; Viridiplantae; Streptophyta; Magnoliopsida; Malvales; Dipterocarpaceae
Source: the annotation of a GenBank genome assembly